This is a messenger RNA of Mobula hypostoma (lesser devil ray), 2132 nucleotides long. Its product is annotated as T-cell surface glycoprotein YE1/48-like. Lineage: Eukaryota; Metazoa; Chordata; Chondrichthyes; Myliobatiformes; Myliobatidae. Bases 66 to 1298 code for a protein of 410 amino acids. The transcript has 7 exons. The record is from RefSeq and is a predicted model, not a curated record.
AGAGAUGUUGACACCCAGGAAGUUGAAGCUGCUCGCCCUUUCCACUGCUGAGAACAUUGACCAGCAUGUCGAUGAGCCCAUUCAACGUGACCAGAAGAGCCCCGAUUAAUUCGGCUGCUGGAGCCAAACGUCGUCCGAAGAGGAAAGGCCCACCUGAGGCAGCCUGGUCCACCAGCUGUGGAUUCCGUGUCUCCUGGAAGGGACGAGGAAAUGGGCCAGAGUGUCCCCCUGUAGGCGAGGAAGGACCGAGGCAGCUGCGGGCGGAGGGUAGUGGCGCCGGGGGGGGGGACCGCCGGAGGACGAGGAGGGCAGCGAUGGCCACCACUCCCCAGACGGCGAGAGGCAGCACGGGGCAGCCUCCGGCCGGGAGCCAGAUCCGGCGGCCGGACUCCCUUUCCAACAUGGAGGGCUACGAGGGGAUGAUGGUGGGGAUGGAUGUGUCGAGCGGCCCCGGCAAGCCGCUGGGGCUCCCCUCGGCGCUCUCCGAGGGGCAGCUGGCCCCCGCCAUGCUGGCGAUGCAGUCGGAGUUCAUGGACCAGCUGGGGCUGCGGGAGGACCCCGCCCCACGUAAGGCGCCCUCAGUCGGGCCAGAGGAACCAGCUAGGCUGAAGCCCUUGAGAUCAGACUGGAAUAAGGUGGCCCUGGCCUUUCUGGGCCUCUGCGCGGUGCUUGCUGUCAUAGCCCUGGUAUUACACAUUGAAGGCUCCAGGCUGCACCGCAAGGGCAUGGGCCAGCUGGCGCUGCACGACGCCCUCCAGCAGCAGAACACCCAGCUGCAGGAUUCUCUGACGUCCCAGCACCAGGGCAGUCGGUGCACGGAGUACGAGGAGAUGUUCGCCCACUGGCUCACUGCCUUCUGCAAGCUGGCAAACUGCACCAGCGAGCUGUGCCACAAGUUCUGGAGCUACUUCGAUGGCAGCUGCUACUACUUCUCGAAGGUGGUGCGGGACUGGGAGGCGAGCCGACGGGACUGCACCUCGCAGGGCGCCGAGCUGCUUGUCAUCCGCAGCAAGCGGGAGCAGAAAUACGUGGCCGGCUUUGACUCCCGCAACGCGUAUUGGAUCGGCAUGAAGGAGAUCCCGGAGAACCUGAGCUGGGUCUGGGUGGACGGAACUCUCCUGCAGGACCAUUUGACGUUCUGGGAGCGGGGCUACCCGGCCGGUUACUUUGACUACCAGCUGGAGGCGUUCGGACACUGCGGCGUGCUGCGCAGACGGGCCUGGGCCAACGCCGCCUGCGGCCGGUACCACCGCUGGAUCUGCAAGCGCACCUCCGAGAAGCUGCCCUUCAGUCUCUGAGCCGACCCACCUACCCCGCCUCCAUCCGAGAGGCCCCCUCCUCCGGCCCCUCAGCGGCAGAGGGGGAGGCGGGGAUCCAGACAGGGUUGGAACCCCUCACCAGGCCAACACCGCACCUUCCACCCCGUCACCCCCACCCAACAGCACCUGCCCCAUUCCCCACCCCGUGAAGAGCCUCCCUCUGGGUCGGUCGGUGAGGGAGCUACCCCCUCUGGGAGAGGCAGCCGAUGUGGGACAGAGGGAGCUCCGCACUCCGGUGGAGACGGCGGGUGCGGAGCGGAGGGAGAUCCCCACCCGAGGAAGGGCAGCGAGGGAGCUCCGGACUGUGGGAGGGAAGGGAAGGGGCAGUGAGGGAUCUCCCCCCAGUAUGAGGGGCUGUGAGUGUGCGGGGGGGUGAGGGAGCUCCCCUCUGUUGGGGGAGCAGUGAGGGAUCUCCCCAAGGGGGGGUCAGUGAGUGUGGGACAGUGAGGGAGCUCCCCUCUGUUGGAGGAGGAGUGAAGGAUCUCCCCACAGUGGGAGGGGCAGUGAGUGUGAGAUGGUGAGGGAGCUCCCCAGUGUGAGGGCGGGUGUACAGAGGAAGGUUUACAGUAUCACUGGAGCACAGGGUGAGGGGGCUAUGGGGAGAGACCACCUUGGCAGCAGCCUCACCAAAGCCCCUCUCGGGCACAAACAGGAUGGAGGAGGGGGUGGGGAAGAGUGCAGUCCUGCCCUUGGCCGUUUACCCUGUUCGGAUCUCCUCCGAAACGUCUGUAAUCACGCACUGACAGGGUUUCGGGGGCGGGGGAGAGGAGGGGGGGCAAAGAGAUUGGCGGCUGUGUCGAGCUGGAAGAUUAU